Molecule: messenger RNA, 8716 nt
Organism: Pocillopora meandrina
Lineage: Eukaryota; Metazoa; Cnidaria; Anthozoa; Scleractinia; Pocilloporidae
Source: the annotation of a GenBank genome assembly
AUGGAAACCUUCUUGACUGGAACUGGUAACAACGACGACUUGUUUUCAAACCAGAAUGGGUGCUCUUACUCUAAGCUUCCGCGUUUUGUUCAUGGCAAAAAAGUGAAUAACAAUGAGAGCUUCACUUCGGUUGAGGAAGACAGUUCAGACAUUCUGGUGUCGGAAGGGGACGGCAGUGGUUCCGAAAUGGACAUAACCGAGGAUUAUCCGAGCGAAACACGAGCGAUUACGAGAAAAGAUUCGACAUUCUGUGUUCCAUUGAUUCGUGUCGAAGACUGGAGCUUUUCUGAAAGUGAUAUGGAAGAUGACUUGGAAGACUCCUUGCCACCAUUUAGCUUUGUCGGAACUAAGGAAAAGGUAAAAGUUUAUUCAGUUUUUAUUUUUUUCGUGUAAAUUUUUGUUUUCGUGUUGUAAGAAGAUGCAAGAAAAAAAAAUGUGAGGUUGGGAGCGGACAGAGCGUUUGAUUUAAAGGUAAACAAAAGUAUCUGAAUUACACUUCGUGGUUUAUGUUGAAAUGACGUAAAUCGCUGAGGACAAUAAAGGCUUAACUUCACACGGGUUUCGUAAAGUUUGUAUCACCGAAAAAUAGCUUACAAAACAAUUAAGCCUUAAGAACUCACUGUUGAAUUCUGAUGAAAACUGUUUAUAUUGCACGAAACUUCGUCGCUUCAGAAAACGUCGAGAAACGAAACGUGUUUCAAAAUACGCGUGAAUUACACCGACCGUCACGGAUUUUUAUUGAGAAAAAAGGUUCACUAGUUGAAGAUUGCUAAGAAUUGAUUUGCCUCGGCGACAAUAGUUUCAUUGUUUUGUAGCAAAAAAAAUAUACAGAUACAUAUUAUUUUAUUUGUCGUAAUGCUCUUUAAAUUCACGUGGCGUUUUUAGAAGGAAGUACAAUUUCCGACCAUGAAACUUGAAUUUAGUUAAGUAUCAAGUGACUUUUCGAGUAUGGAAAAUAUAUAUUAAUGUUACAUACUGAAAAACAUUUCCGAGGAGAUAGCUUUUUUGAGCCUCUUUUAGAACUAACGUCACGAGGCUGAGAUUUAUGAGGAAAAAGUAUUUUAAGCUGCUUUAGUUUUUCAAGAGAAAGUUGACCAAAAUCAUUUUGUUGACUGUUUAAGUCUUUUGGCAGUUAUUGAUGUGCAAUACGUUCAAAACAGAAAGCCCACAUGCGUGAAAGAAUGGUAUAAAGGAAAAUAAACUAAAAAACAAGCCUGAAACCAAAAAUACGCUAAUGUACCCUUAAGCCGCAAUAAUGUAAAAAAAAAAACAAAACAAAAACAAAUUGAGGUGCUGUGUUUUGAAAAAACUUAACGAAAUGAGAUUUAAUUCCGAUGAUGGAGCACUUAGUGAAAACAGACAUUUGUAGUACGCAAAACACGAUAAUCGCAAGGAAGAAAUGUAACAAUUUGUGAAAAAAAAAUAGGACCCACUGGACAUCAUUACAGUCUCAAAUAAAAAUUCUUUACGGUUGGUAAAAGACACAGGACAAGAACGGACUAAAGUUUCACUCGUACGAACUGCAAAAAUCGCAAAUUAAAUUCUAAUCUUUUAUAAAUUACGUGUUUUCAAAAGUUUUCUAAGGAAGAGUUGAAGGCCAAAAAGGUAUUAGGUAAAAAAAUUAUACUGGGAGAAAUAAACAGCAAGAUGUACUUGUUAUAAAUUUAGUCCUUUCAUUACGUCUACCAUUAAUGGAAACAAAUUGCGAAACGACGUAGAAAAUUUUUCCAGAGUAUACGAUUUCAGGGGCCCAUUAACGAUUUCUCUCGAAAAGUAAUUCUAAAUUGAAUGGACAACAUCGACAGAUAACAUUAUACUAAUUACAUGACUAGAUUUUAUCAAAAUGAAAUUGAAAGCGUGGUUAGUGAAUUUAAUGUCAAAGUAUGAACAAAUUAGCAUGAAAAAGAGAAAAGUGCAGUUAGCGAUGGAUUUUCACCUUUUUUUUUUUUCGUAUAAUUCGUUUCGAUUAGAUAACUUGGCAGUGAGCUUCCUUUUUGAACUUCACGAAAAAAAACAACGAAGCAACCUAGUAGUGUUUUCACCUGCCUCAUUCAUUUUGUUUCCUAAAUAUAAAUUUCGAUCUUAAAGUAAGUGAUUUUGUCCUGUUUUCCUUGCAGAGUUCUACAGAAUUUGGAAAGUGUCGAAGCAGAUCUCGCUCCAUCUAAGGAGAAGCAGUAACCAUCAACAACAGCGAGUGUUGGACUUAAAACGAAAUCAAUAUACUACUUAUGAAAACGAAAUUGUUUGUUUGUAUCAUACAGUUCAGUAGUAAUAAAAAACACUUCUUUAUUGGGAAUAGGGCCAUGCCCUCAUAUUCCCUAAAAGCCUAGAACCUAUCCCGUCUCAGGUAAUUGAAAAAAAAAACUGCAUUUCGUGUCGUAUGGUUCAAUUUGUAUCACUGAACACUGGGUCGAGGGUAUUGAGACGCGCAGUGGACUAGAUAUGGGUCUGUGUUCAACUUGAGAGUUUGAGAGUGCAUGAUUCAACAAUGAAAGGGUCAACUUCUUUCUUUACCUCGCUAUUGUAAUCAGUACUCGUGUUCUAUGAUUAGUCAAACUGAAUGAAUAUAUUCCAUUUUAUUCUAAAUUAAUCUAACGCAGUAGUUUAUAGAGGGCGUCAGUUUAAAUAACUAAUAUCUCUUUUUCGGCUAAAACUGAUUAAACUUUGAGAUAAAAUAACUUUUUGAGAUAAAAUAACUUAACAUACCAGCUGAAACAAAACAACAGAAAAUGUUUUCUUAGAGGGAAACAUCUGGUCACUUAAAACGUUGUCUAUCGCGCACAGGUUAUUGCUUAAAACAUUCUAGGAAUUUUAGACAUUUUGCACGUACAUGGUACAACUGUGCAACUUAUAAUGGAAUUAAAAUAAUCAUAUACUGCUUCAGUGUGUCUUAAAUUACGAAAAAAAAUACCUAAGAUGGCAAAUACUACAAUGAAAGAAAAAGUAAGAUAUUUCAAUGGAAAAGACAUCGGUAUCGUACAUUUUGAUCUAAAGAGCUAUCACAUGAGUUUUUUUCUGAAGAUGACGACUUUUUGACGCAGCCAUACGUUCAGUGUUCUAACUAAAAUCAGAACAAAUGGUGUUAAGUGAAAGUGAACAUAUUCCCAUUUGCGCUGAUCAUAAACGAAAACUAUUGAACUAAGUCUUAAAUCGAAAUUGCUUGCAGUGAAAUAGGAUAAAGACUGCCACAGUGUGUGUAAUGUCAGAAUUUGUCAAACAGUUACGUUUUCAUUUAGUUGAUAAAAGUGAGUGUAAGCAUUCCAUCCACGGCAACUACAAACGGCGAUAGUCACCCAAAAUUUUGUGACUAUUCUUCUUAACUCUUUAGAUCAACCCUUGCGCAAUUAAUCACUUGUUCACACUUAAUGCCAGAAUUUUCACUGAAGUAUACUAACGACUGAAAGGAGACAAAACGAAUUCCAACUUCAUCCUAUCGACGUUUUUGUAAAUAUCAUACUCAGCUUACAUCACUGAACCCAUUACUUUGUUCACUUGUUCCUUUAUAGCGUUAUAUCGUGAAAUAUUAUUGCGGCAGCAUGUGAAAACUUAGAAUAUAUACAAAGCUAAGAAACUAUUGUGCAUUAAUUUUUUUUUUUGCAACGAAAUGAAAAUUCCUUGUGUAGGAAAAUACUUUUAUAACCGUUCCGUUUACAGUAAACGCAUAUGAACCCUUCAGCUUCCGAAACGAUUAACACGUAACUUCUCCCUACAUAUUAUCCUUACGUUAUCAAGCAAAUAGGUAAUGAGAAUAAUCAAACUUAUCAGGCUGAAGUUAUUUUCUAGAUCUAAUACCAAAUUCUUGUAACUUAUUAACAGGAAAAUGUAUAACAGCUAGAGAGGAGAAUUAACAGUAAGAUCUUGGGAUUUAAAGGGUUAAGCUCGGCUACUCAAACAUCUCGCGCUUAAUGAUCCUUCAGCUCAUUUAGUAAAACUGUUUACUUCCUGAAAGCCCACCGCUCCGAUUUUUUAUAAUUAAAACCCGGCUACUUAGUCAGGUAGACGAUAAACUUGAAAGCUUUUGUGAAAAGGGCUGGAUUAAGAUAAUACUCACUUGUCAGACUAAUGAAAAAUAAGGAAGUAUAUUUGCAUAACAUUUAAAUGCUGCAAUUGAACUCAAAGGCUCGUGCAAAUUAGUUUGGGCCAUUGUUGUUUUAGUGUACGUUUAAUAAACACGCAAGAAGUAAUCAUGUUUCCUUAGGGUACACCAAUCGAAGAAGAAGGAAAAGGAUAGUUGGAGGGAAAGACAUUUCACUUGGAUAACCCAAUACGAAGUUGUGAGGAGCUUAAUUUUAACGGACCUUGCAUAAUGAAGGAAAUUGGAAUGAAGCAUUUAAAUGAUUUCGGCGGCUUUGUCGAUCCCAGGUGUGUGUACAAGUUUGACUGCUAAGUGAUAUCUGUUUGUUGAUGCUAUCUCUGGCAUAGUUCUGAAACAGGAAGACUUGACACUUAAAACGUUUCUGUUCUUUGGAUUGACGGAAAUUGCACUGGAAGGCAAAAGAAAUCGAACCUUUUUGUUCUUCAAGUAAGGAUCGUUUUCACAACUAGCGCGUCUACAAAGUUUAAAAUAACCAAAUGUAUUUGCCAACUAGAAUCUUAAGCUACCUUUUAAUGAAAAUAACGGAGAUUUAUCAACAACUGAUUUAGCAAAGUGUAUUACUUUUUGUGACCAGAGGUGUAAUUAGACAUGGCAUCAAGUCACUAACAAAAAAGUAUAGACUGACAUACGAAGCUCUUCAAUUAUUCUAACGACUUACUCUUUCCAACAAGUCUACAUUUCAAAUUUAAUACUCUUCGACGUCGAUAUUGUAGAUCGAGGAAGGUGAAAACCUAAGCGGUUGUGGUCUCAAGUUUGUCUGAUUGUUGAGGAGUCGGAAAAGUAUUAUCAAAGAAGCUGAAGAUGUUAAAACGAGUAAGGAGGCGAUCGAGUAAACAUCAGGUAAACAUGUCAUUGUUUAAGAUUCCAUCAAUGGAUAACUCUAGAUUUCUUCGAAUACUUUCAAGUUCGAAGAUUCUUAAAGUCCAAUUCUCUCUUAUGAACUAUGGUCGGCGUAUGGAAAUGACAAUUGUCCUUAAAAAGAGAGGGUUAUUGUAAACCAAUAAUAAUAUAAAUUUGGGAUGUUUUCUGUAUCGAUGGGCUGACAGACUGCGGGCGGAAAAAAGUCCGCAAACUCACACUACAUCAACAAAAUUAACUCCGGGCUUCUGCUCCAGCAUCAUAAGGGUUUAAAUUCUAAAUAAUUCCCAGUCGCCUUAUUGAGGAAAACUUUAACAAGAAGGGUGCACAUAGAAGGAGCGCCAAACACUGAAACCGAAGUCCAAUUAGCAUCUGAUAGAUAAUAUUGGUAAUACUUAGAGACCAUUAUCAUUUGUUCAAGUAUACACAACAGUCGUCGCACUGACGCUGAUUUUGAGUUCAACCAUGUAACUAGCAUUAAUGAGUUCAAACCUUACACAAGAAGGCAGCUUAUUUGAACAAAGAAUUAAUGAACAGAGCGAAGGACUAACGCGCUAAACGUCAGCUCUAGAAACCUUUCACGGUGGCCAAUUUACAUUAUCAACUCAGUCGAUAGAACCAAGUUACAUUAUAGUAUCCCCCCUUACACAGUCCCCCUGCAUAGCCCCACAGUUUAUUUAGAAACUUACCCCCUUUAUUCAUUAGUGAAUAGUUUGCAGCCAAUCAGCGAACGGAUUUUCGUAGGAGUCAAUUACUCCCUAGCAAAAUCUGGGUAAAUAUUAAUCGAAAACAGUGAGGAAAUGAAGGGGUAAAAUUUCAACAUCUCAUGACAGUUUUGAAGGAUGGUUCUGGAGUCUCUCGGCAGCACUUUUUUACAUUGCAAUCUAAACCAUUUAUUUAUUUACUUCAAAAAUAAAGGUGCGAUUUACGUCAGUUUAAACAAGGGUAAAUUCUUGUUUUCAGAAUAAGAGCCUGAUUAGCAUUGGCUCUGAAAGUGAUAAUGAAGAAAACAUUUAGGAAGUAAGCAGCGCACAUGGUAUUCAUUAACUUUCAUCAAUCAUAAAUUUUAAAAGGAUUUGUUCGGGUAAUUAGUGAUAAUAAGCUGUCAAAUUCUGUUUUUCACAGCUCAUAGAAAAACCUGAAGAUUUAAGUAAUUCAGGGAAGAAAGACAGUCCAUCGAACGAAGAGGUUUUAGAAAGAAUUAUCUCGGAGCUUCGAACUGAGGUGACAACUCUUAAGGAACAGCUGGAACAAGAAAAGAAAGCCGGGAGUGACGUGAAGAGUUUGAAAACACAACAAAUAUGUACUCUUACAUUUAAACUGGCAAAUGCAGUGAGACAGAGAGAGUUAGCCGAAGGAGAACUAGCUAAAGUGAAAAAAGAAAUGGAAGAGCUAAAAGAGGUGUUAGGAGCACAACAUGAGGAACUGAAGGCUGAGGGUGAGGAAUGUGGGAAUGAUGGCAGCCGGCAGCAGGAGGAAUCUGUCCUACAAGAGUGUGCUGUAGAAGAAACGGGCGAAGUAAACGAACAAGAAAAGAUGGCUAAAGAUGACACCAUAGUUUUGUCUUUUCCUGACAAGGACGAAAAAAACCGACUGAAUGAUUGUGUGGACAAUGGAGAGGUUUUUUCAGCUUUCGGCGAGGAACUGAAGGCUGAGGGAGAGGAAGGUGGGAAUCAUGGCAGCGGGCAGCAGGAGGAAUCUGUCCCACAAGAGUGUGCUGUAGAAGAAACGGGCGAAGUAAACGAACAAGAAAAGAUGGCUAAAGAUGACACCAUAGUUUUGUCUUUUCCUGACAAGGACGAAAGAAACCGACUGAAUGAUUGUGUGGACAAUGGAGAGGUUUUUCCAGCUUUCGGCGAGGAACUGAAGGCUGAGGGAGAGGAAGGUGGGAAUCAUGGCAGCGGGCAGCAGGAGGAAUCUGUCCCACAAGAAUGUGCUGUAGAAGAAACGGGCGAAGUAAACGAACAAGAAAAGAUAGCUAAAGAUGACACCAUAGUUUUGUCUUUUCCUGACAAGGACGAAAGAAACGGACUGGAUGAUUUUGUGGAGAAUAGAGAGGUUUUUUCAUCUUUCGACAACAAAUGCGAUAAGCUUUUAAACGAUGACAGUUUGCAUGAAGACUGGCCAACAGAAGUACACAGUCAAGACAUCCCUUGUGAUAUUGGUUUAUUGAGUUCGUCAUUAGCAUUGACUGAUGACGACUGUACAAAAGGGAAUUUGUCCAUUCGAGAUGAAAGUGAAGAUGUCCACCAAGUUGAUGCAUCAUUGCAGAGUUCGUUGUCCGGACCGUCUGAUACAAAUGAGGAAAGUCCUAGAGAAAACGGUGAAGAACUGGAGAAGAUUCGGGAAGAUGUUUGCAAAGUACAGGAAAACGCAAUUAAAUUGUCAGACACAAGCUAUGAGUUGGUGGAGGAUACGCAGAAUGCUACUAAACAGAAAAAUAAUACCUUAGAAACAUUAAGCCCGUGCUCAGUACAAAACUUUCCGCGAAUUUUCUCAAAGAUUAUCGAGGAAGAUCAGAUUUCAUCCCUACCUACCCUUCCCAAGGCUACUGAUUACACAGAGGAAAAGUUUGGAACGUUACUGACGGAUAAUAGAGCAACUAAUCAGAGCCCUCUCUCGUUCUUUGGGGAGGCCGACGAAGAACCAGAUGUUCACCUUAAGGACUUUUUGAAAAAGGAAGGUGAAGAAAAUUUGACAAGCGGGCCCGGAACAGUGCAAGAGGGAACAACUUUAGAGAGUUUUCUCAAGAACGAACCGGUUCUCAAAGUUUUUGAAACUGGUGAUUACAAAAGUUCAGACAGGAUUUCCAUGAUUUCCAAUACUGCCGAAAAUGCCACAGAAAGUUACAUCCGAAAGGGCAGCGAAAACGAGUUCUUCUCCCAAACUGUGAGCCAAGAGGUCGAGGAUUUGAAGCAACAGUUAAAAAGUGCCAUGCAAAAGAUUGAAGAACUGAGACUUGAAAACAAAGAAAUGAAAAAAGAAAUUGAAAACCUAUCCUCCUCAACAGCCGAGAAAGCAUUCCUUUUGAAAACAACAAAAUUUACGGAUCGAUUAUUGCGAGACAUGAAAGAAAGAGAAGCAAAGGUGCAUGUCCCUCAGCUUAGGUCAUCUGCCUCAGACAAAAUUGGAUUGGAAAGGGAAUAUGGUCAUACAGGACUCCCAGCGCAAAGUCAAGUUGGUUUAACAGGAGAUAUUCGAAGAAAGACGUCCAUACCAUUGAAGAUCAUCGGCGAAAAAUUGAAAGAAAUCACAAGGUCAGUGGAAAAUAUGGCUAUGGAUCCAGAAUCAUGCGAAGAAACCUCCACAGAUGUCUGCAAGUCAUAUUUUGUGGAUUUGAAGUCGCCAUAUCAAAACUACCCUUUUGAAAUGGAGGAGCCUUUAAUCAGACCAUCAGAAUCUAAAACAUUUAGUGCACAAAGCUCACCAUUUUUUCAAGACAAUCCAGGGCAAACGCAAAGGGGAUGUUAUACUUCUGUGCAGAAACUUGGGGAGGAGAAUUUAAUCUCUCCAAAAAAAUUUCAGCAACAGCUCAUAGAGAGAGAUCAUGGCCAGAGAGAAAACGCGCUCAAACUUACCGAUGGACUCACGCAUGCGCCGGAACGGUGUGUCUAUGAAAGCCCCCGCCGCAGGUGGAAGCUUCAUGUCGAUGCUCCAGACUACGUUCAGCGGUAUGUGGUCCGCUCUUCUGCUCAUAUCGCUAACAUGCGAGACCUAAAACCAGAAGAAAUUGCUUUCUAUUCAAAGCAAACUUAUAAGUAA